UACAGCAUACAGUACAGAAAAUGCGCCAAUGUAUAUAGUAUAGCUGGGAUAUCUUUACCUGUGUAUCAGUAGAACGUGCUUUACAAAUGGCGUUUCUUCGCAAUAAAUGUAAAUUCACAGGAUUAUGUAGAUGAAAAGCGAAGUUUUUUGCCAACUGUAAGGCACUGUUCAUACAUUUACAAUACUGAACAUGAAUAAAUUAAUGGAAACAAACGAUAUUUACAUAACAAAGGUUAUAACAAGCUUUUGAAUAGUUAAACGAAUGCAACAUUUGUUGAAACAUUUGCGGAUUUACCUGUACAAACAAGUUAACAAUAAGCCAGACAACAUAUUGAAGGAAAUGACACCGGGAUAUGACUGGAUUGUAUUGAAAGAGAUUCAUAAAUGUGGGAUAAUAUAUUAUUUAUAAUACAAAAAGAUCUGUCGAUCACAGGUAUAUCAAAACCUAUGCAAGAUGUUUCUUGUUAAAUAUCUACUGUCUGAAUCUAUUUUUUUAAAAAGGAGUACAAUUGGUAUUACUGCAUGACAUUCAUACAGAAGAGCAAACACUUUAUUUGUAAGCUUGUUGGCACAAAUGGAUGCGUGUUGAUUUAACCUCAGUGGAAAGUGACAGCAUUUCAAUUACACCGUUUACCUUUUAGUAUCACAAGUUGAGUGCGUUUUAAACAGGGAGCAUAACGAUCAGAUAAAGGUUGGACCUAUUUUGGACGGGACCAUGCACUAUGACUGCUAUGUGGCCUUUUCAGUGUUGUUGUUUUUGUAUAUUGUUGCUGCUAAAUGCUGUAUAUGCCCUCGAAUGUGAUCCUACAAAGAUAAAAGGUGAAAUGACUCAACAGUUGAAGUACGAAUGUUUGGUGCAAACUCUGUUUGAUCCCUCCAAGUACAGCCCUCUUGUACGACCCGUGGCAAAUAUCAGUGAGCCGUUGAAUGUGGACUUUAGUAUACAGCUGAGUCAAAUAAUUACUUUGGAUGAGAAGAAUCAGGUCAUGAAAACCAAUGUGUGGCUACAGCUGUACUGGGUUGACUAUCAGCUAAGGUGGAGUGAUAGCCAGGUGUACCAGGAAAUUGGGGUCGUGAGAAUAAGACCAGAGCUCGUAUGGAGACCAGAUGUCGUGCUCUUUAAUAAUGCUGACGGUAACUACGAAGUUUCCUAUAUGUCAAAUUGUCUCGUAUACCAAGACGGUUAUAUAAAUUGGAUUCCACCAGCUAUUUACAAGAGCUCUUGCAAGAUCGACGUGCAGUACUUCCCCUUUGAUGAACAAUUAUGUGAUAUGAAAUUCGGAUCUUGGACAUUUCUUGAUGACCAGCUGAAUUUUUCCUUUUACAAAGGCGUUUCCCAUUUUGACGUAAGUGAUUACCUGGAGAAUGGAGCUUGGGAUAUUGUUGAAGGUGAUGCCGAAAUUACAAAGACAUCUACUGGAAGGACUAACGAAUACAAAGCUAUGGUGAUAUUCAGACUGAGAUUAAGGCGGAAAACACUGUUUUAUACAGUGAAUCUUAUUAUUCCAUGUGUGUUAAUUUCGUUUGUGACAUUAUCUGUUUUUAUUUUACCGGCUGAUGCAGGAGAGAAGAUAACUCUGUGUAUAUCCAUUCUCCUAGCUUUAGUCGUGUUCUUGCUGCUUAUUUCAAAAAUUCUUCCACCAUCAUUAACAAUUCCAUUGAUAUCACAAUAUCUCCUAUUCACGUUUAUAAUGAAUAUAUUAGCGAUCGUUAGCACAGUGAUUGUUAUAAACAGGAAUUACAGGACGCCAAGAACUCACCAAAUGCCUUAUUGGAUUAGGUUAGUGUUUUUGAAUUUUCUUCCAAGAGUUAUGUUUAUGAAAAGACCAGAUCAUGACCAAAGGUGGAAUGAUACAUCCGAUGACAAGGAAGACACCCAGCCAAAAAGACAUGUUAAUCGGGACCCAGAUUUAACUCGAAUUACGACACAAAAUUGUGUGUCACAAGGACAAAACAUAGAACUUUCUCAAGGCUUGGGUGCGGGACAAAUUGAGAACUUGAUAGAAACUCACCAUGCAAAUUGUCGACUCAAUGCUACUUCUCAGGGUGAUGAUGAUCCGACACCUACCACCGAGACAUCAUUUAUGAACAGGUCCUUGAUACCAGUAUCACGAGAAAUCUACAAUGCAGCAGAAUCGGUUAAGUUCAUCCACAGGCAUCUGAAGAAAGACGACGAAUACCAUACUGUGAUAGAUGACUGGCGGUAUGUAGCGAGGGUCAUUGAUCGUUUAUUACUAACCAUCUUCUUCGUUGUCACUGUUUUUGGAAGCCUUGGCAUAUUCAUGAAAGCUCCUCACAUCUUGCAGACUGUUAACCAGAAUGAAAUCCUUUCUGAAAUGAACGCUGCAUGGGAUGCAGUGAAGUCAUCAUAAACAGUGUUCAUUUGCGCAUCAGAUCUUAUACAGUAUUUUGUAUAAAACGACAUGGUUUAAACAGAUCACAACGACAAGACAGGCUGUUAUUACAGUUGUACAGAUAAAAGUUUAAGAUAGUUUUGAAACUCACGUGUUUUCUUCGUUGUACUGAAGUAAAAAGUAUUGGAUUUAUAAAAAGUUUUAUUAGACAUGUAUGUCGAUGAGAUAUGAUAUCUUACGACUGGACAUAAUAUUGAAGCUAUGCAUUCGAGACAGUUUGUGUUUUUAGAUUACCAGUUUUGGAAACAAAUAUGUUUGAAGCACACUUAUAAUGUUAUACUUUUUAAAGUAUUAUUUUUGCACUAUAUUAUGAUUACAUUUUUUUUAUUGGAUUGAUAUGUUUACGCAAGAAUAUCUAGAUACAGUAGAAGAAUAGUACUAUAUUGAUAGUAGUAUCUAAAUGUUGUGCCAAAAUAAUUAUAAGAAAAUGUGUUUGGUGCCUUUAAAGUAAUAACGAAAUAACAACACAAAGUAAGUACUAUUUACUUGGCAAAUUAACUUUUAAGAAUACCAGAAUGAAAUGUAAGAUCUAAAAUUAAUUGUAGAAGUUCAUACAACGUUGUAUAAAUAUUUAUAUAUUCUAAAAUUCAUAAUAACAUAAAAAUUAGUUAUUAUGAUGGUAUUAUAGAGGCAGUUUCUUCAGAAUUUCAAAAUUUGGAUCAUUAAUAAAUAGAUAAGAUUUACUGUAUCAUAUGUCACUACCUAACUUAAAAACAUUUUAGUUUUACAUUGUCGAAAAUACGAUACAUGAUAAUGCAUAAAAUAGCUGAACAUUUUAAAUUAACACGGAAAAUUUUACAUGCCUGUACAAGUAGACAAUAGAUCAAGGUAUUUAUUUCUGUAGUCAAUGUGUUGUCACGGCCCAAGAUGUUGCCCAGCUUUUAUACAGAAACUAUGGCUUGGAGACUGUCUGGUCAUAAUAAAACGGUCAUAAAAAUAAUAAUUUAAAAUGUCAAUCUGUUGAAUGAGACUAGCAUUCGUUAGCACCCUAAUUUGUUUUAUCUGUCUGGACACUGACUUGAACCUUAAGCUCAGACAGUUUUUAUGAUUUGUCCAAUGUUUUUUUUUUACAUUGUGACAAGGGUUUUCUGAUGACUUUUAUUUGACCAGAAGGCUUCAUUUAUUUGCUUUGAGUAUACAUGUGAAAUUCUCAAGGUGAGGAUUGCACAAUAUGGGAUACAUUAAAUCUAAUUUAUUUACUAAUGAUCCAAAGUUUGAAAUUCUGAAGAACCUGCCUCUUUUUAUGUUAUUAUGAAUUUUAUUAAUACUUAUAUAAUGUUGCAUAACCUUAUGCAAAUAACUUUAGGCAUUUACAAAUGAAUCAGCUGAAGGUAUGCAGUUAUACGUUAUAAACUUGACGAGUAUGGAAGUAAUAGGUCAUAAACUUGACGGGUAUAGAGUUAUACGUCAUAGAAUAUACAUAUAUGGAGUUAUACGUCAUAAACUUGACGUGUUUUAAGUUUUACGUCAUAAACUUGACGAGUAUGGAGGUAUACGUCAUAAACUUGACGGGUAUGGAGUCAUACGUCAUAGAAUAUACGAAUCUGGAGUUAUACUUGAAGAGUAUGAAGUUAUUCUUCAUAAACUUUAUAGCAAAAAUACUUCUUCUCAGUAUUGAUAGCUGAGGAUUUCCACGAACCAAUCGAAUUUAAGGUGUGUUAAUUUUACACAUAUUAGAGUACAAUCUUCAUGGAAUGUAACGAUAUCAUAUGUCUACACAAUAUUGAUAUUCAUGAUAUUUACUGUUUUCAAAUUUUAGAUAUCAUUUUACAAUUCAUUCCCUAAUUCUAUGAUACCUCAUUUAUAUGUACUUUAUCCAUGUUAUGCUUGUUGCUUACCUGGGAUACAUGAAGCGAUUUUUCAGCCGCUUUGUUUAUCCUGUUUCAAUAUUUUUACGGGAAUAAACACAGCUGACUAUAACUAAGUUACAGGUAUAUUAUUAAACAAAUUGAUAAUAUGUUAGUUUUAUUAAUAGAAAAUGGCAAAAAAUGUAAAAGACUAUAAUAACAAAGAUAAAGUCAUGCGUUGACCAACCUGUCCUUUAGAAGUACAUGUAUAUACACUACUUGUAGCUGUAACAACGCAAAUGGUCAAGUCAAAAUAAGAACUCGUAUAAACGUAGAUGUGCCUAAAUUCAUUCUGAAAGACCGAUAUUGCUGGUCCCGAUUUCACGAAAAUACUUAAAAAAGAACGUUAAUUUGCAUAAGUGUUUACUCUUUUUAAGCAAAUUAGCGUACUUAAAUCAAUUAACAAACUUGAGUAUUUUCUUGAAAUCGGGGCCAUGUCUCAGUCUUAGAGUUAAAUGUAAGUUGUUUUAAUGUAACAAAAUAAGUACACAUAUUGCAAAGCAUAGUACCUUUUCUUACACACAGGACUGACGUUUUCCAGGGGUUUCACCUAUGCCAAUAAAACCCAUUUUGCAUCAACAUGCCAACGCUUAUGCUGUUAAUGGUUUAACAUUUCAUGUACUGAUGAUACAUUGUUUGUAAAAUUCGAGAAAAAUACAUAGCUUCUUAUAUUUUUUCAUGUUGUACUGUGUAGUGGUCCUCUACCAAGAUUGUUUAUGUCAUGACACAGGAGUCAAAAUUGACCCCGACUUGGGGUUCACUUGUUUAACAUACACUUAUACAGGAUAAAGAUCUUUGAAAUGUUCUCUAAAACUGUAAAGCUUUGAGCUUUGAUAAUUGGUAUGUAACUUUAUGUAGUGGUCCUAUAUCAGAUCUGUUCAAUUCAUGCCCCCGGGAAUAAAAAUUGGCUACGCCUAUAUGGGUUACGUGUUUUAUUUAGACUUAUGUCAGAAAAUAACUUAAAAUUUUGUUUUGUCUAAAACCUCAAUGCUUAGAGCUUUGAUAUUUGGCAUUUUAUACCAAGUUUGUUGCAAUCAUACCACUAGAGUUGAAAUUGCCCCUACCUCAGGGUUGAUCUAAGUGAUCCAGUAUGAGAAAUAAGUGAAAUUCUAUUUUUUACCAGGAUGUGUUUUAGGUUUAAGUCAGUUAAUUGCAGUUUGUCUGUCAUACAAGUUACCGAUAGAUAAGAAAGUUAACCGGGGUGGCAGUUAUUGCAAUCUUAUAGCAUAUACUUACACGUAUUACACAAAAUAAAGUUUGGCGGUUAUUUUUUUUUUCUGUAACCUCAAACAGCCAUAUUGCCAUACUCGCUGAUCCAAGUGGCAAAAUAUUUCUGCAUACUAGAAAGUGAUCCUGUUGAAAUAGCCUUUUUAAAGUUCUAAGUUAACAACGAUGUAAGUUUUUGACAAUUCUUUAAUACUGACAACUUCAAAACGUGGCCGAAAUGCUUGAUAUGUCAUUUUAUCAAAUUUGAUUUAAAGGGGGCUUCAUAAAUCUGUUUUGAAUACAUUUUGCUGUUUUCUUAGUUGUUAUGAUUAAUCAGAAUGUUUUUUUUUCUCAUUUCAUUAUCUCAGAAUUUUUGACAGCAUCGUUUCUACAUCAAUUUGUACAUGUUUUUCAUUGGUUCCAUUGAUUGAUAUCAUUAAAUGAAUACGUUAAUAUAUGUUUUUUCAUGUUUGUGAAGAGAAUAAAAAAUAAUAAAUUAUAAUAUAUUUCUGA
Molecule: messenger RNA, 5980 nt
Organism: Mercenaria mercenaria
Lineage: Eukaryota; Metazoa; Mollusca; Bivalvia; Venerida; Veneridae
Product: acetylcholine receptor subunit beta-like 1
Exons: 7
Coding region: 723-2372 (549 amino acids)
Biological process (GO): monoatomic ion transmembrane transport; chemical synaptic transmission; regulation of membrane potential
Cellular component (GO): synapse; postsynaptic membrane; neuron projection
Molecular function (GO): acetylcholine-gated monoatomic cation-selective channel activity; transmembrane signaling receptor activity
Source: RefSeq, a predicted model, not a curated record